Molecule: messenger RNA, 1032 nt
Organism: Anneissia japonica
Lineage: Eukaryota; Metazoa; Echinodermata; Crinoidea; Comatulida; Comatulidae
Product: low-density lipoprotein receptor-related protein 8-like
Exons: 5
Coding region: 1-1032 (343 amino acids)
Source: RefSeq, a predicted model, not a curated record
AUGGACAUGCCAACUGGUCGCUUGGUUGUGUUGCUUUUAAUAGCUAAUUUCCCAUUGAAAGAUGCAGACCCACUCAUCCUUUUUGCAGACGUUAACACCGUAAAUGAAUAUGACCCACUUACGGGGGAUUACCGUACGAUCGCAGAAAAUCAACAAAACGCCGUGGCUUUAGACUAUGAUUUCAAGACGAUGCAGGUAUACUGGUCAGACGUGUCAACGAAUCAGAUCUAUCGUACUAAUGUCAAUUGCAAUGGUGUACCAGAAGUUAUUAUAACUGGGGCUAACGUACCUGAUGGAAUCUCUAUUGACUGGGUCAACCGUAACAUUUACUGGACUGACACGGGAACAAAUUUCAUUGAAGUCGCAAGCCUGGACGAUCCAAACAAACGUACCAGACUCAUUUCUGAUAAUUUAGAUGAGCCAAGAGCUAUUACUGUAGAACCAAGAAUUGGAUACAUGUUCUGGACUGACUGGGGCCAGGCAGCUAAGAUUGAACGAGCAGGAAUGAACGGAGAGGCAAGAGUGACCCUCGUUAACACUGACAUCAACUGGCCAAAUGGUCUGACCACUGAUCCUGACAGUGACCUUCUCUACUGGGUGGAUGGUCUGAGACACACCUUAAAUAGCAUUGACUACAACGGUCAAGGUAGACGCACCAUCCUCCAAUCAGAUUCAAUUCUGCCUCAUCCUUUCGCUAUUACUGUAUUUGAAGAGUAUGUCUACUGGACAGAUUGGCAGAAAAAGGCUAUCACCAAAGCCAACAAAUUCAAUGGAGACCAUACUAUUUUGGUUCAAAAUCUCAAUCGUCCCACGGGCAUCCAAAUAUAUCACCCUCAAAAACAAAGUAACGGAAUUGUUAGCCAUUGUGGUGGAAAUAACGGUGGAUGUUCUUAUCUGUGCGUAGCUGCCCCCCAGAUCAGCGAUAAUUCUGCUACAUAUUCCUGCCUCUGUGAAGAUGGGAGUAUAUGUGAGAGUUUCACAACAAGUAAUCCACUGACGACCGAGGAUAUUGGACUAAGGGUUGGUGUUUAA